Molecule: messenger RNA, 3780 nt
Organism: Abrus precatorius (Indian licorice)
Lineage: Eukaryota; Viridiplantae; Streptophyta; Magnoliopsida; Fabales; Fabaceae
Product: transcription factor bHLH143
Exons: 4
Coding region: 967-2061 (364 amino acids)
Source: RefSeq, a predicted model, not a curated record
GUUGGAGUUUCCACAUCCACUUUCCACUUUGACUGUAGCCAUUCACGCUUGUUCCUCUGUUCUUUGUCCUUCCUCACUCUCCUCCUCCCUUUUCAGUCUUCUUCUCUGUCUAACUUUUGAGCUUUCGGAUUCAUCUCCAAUUUCGAUCUCUUUUCUCCAUAUUGGUGUUGAAAAUAUUUGUGUGAAGGAGAAGGGGUGGUUUAAUAUUUGUGGGUAAGGACAAAACAGCAUGCGGUGGUGGCUUAGUCUUUCUGUUGAUGUAUUCCGCAAAGGGAUUUCCUUGAAUCUGUAUUGCAAAGUGAUUCUGUAAUUUGUGUCGCGUGAUACCUUCUUCAUCUUAGAUAUCUUUGCGUCGUUUCCAUGGGAUCCAAUUUCUUUGUUGUUCUUCCUUGCUACGUCCGUCAGAUCAGCUGAAGGGUAGCAAAUUCUUCCAAAAAGAACUCAUCUUUCUCUCUAUAAAAUUUACUUAGUUUCCGUAAUCAUCCUUUUCCUUUGUAGGGGUGUGUGUUUUGUUAUUUGAAUUUCUUUAGGAACUUCACUUUGGGUAUCGUUUGUUUAUUUAAUCAAAAGUUUAAAACCUGUUGAACUGGCGUGGAAGUGUUCAGAUUAAUUGUCUUCAACAUAAAACUUUGGGUCUUGUAUUUUGAAUUGAAGAGGGUUGGGAAGUAGUUAUGGUUUGCCAAGCAGCGAGUCAAACUAGAUUUCGGGCAUUGAAACAUGAGAAUGGAACUGCGGGGAGCUCCACCAUUAUAGUUAGAGUUAUAGCAUGCUUUCAACCUCUCAGAGAAUGCCAGGCUGAAUAUUUCCGUCAUUUGCUCAAACCUGUCACGUAAUUGUUUUGCUUUGCUUUGUUUGGGUGGGUUAAGCCGGUUCUUUUAGUUGUUUUCCUUGUUCGUGAAAGAAAACUUUUGUAACAGAUAGUUCUCGUGUUGAAAUCGUUUUUCUUCAGGUGAUUGUUCUGAUUGAAUGGGAAAAGAUUGUGGAACUUGGAUACCGCAUCUACAAUUUGGAUGGCAAUCACCAAAUUUGAAUCCCCUUGAUGUGGGGAAGCAAAAUGGUAUUUCUGCAGCUAUGAACCCUGGUGUUAAUAUGAUCUCUAUUAAUGAGACAAUGCCAGCUUUUGCAUCCUCUGCACUGCCUUAUUUGCAGUUAGGAAAUUCCAAUGAACCACGUGGUUGGUUUUAUGGUUUGCCUCGCUUUAGACAGGGAUUUACUCCUGCUACAAACUUCACUGCUGAGGGAAAAACCCCUGAUGACCAUAUUAAGGGUUUUAGGGAGAAAAUUGCUCGCUAUGGUGGUUCAAGUACCCCUCAGAAACGAUUUCUUGUUAUUGACCAGACGGGUGGUCAAACAACUAUUGUUUAUAGUUCUAGGUUUGGGAGUCCCGGAGAGUGCAUUGCUUCUUGGCAUUCAAAUCUGCAUGGUGCUAACUAUAUGAGUAGAAAUGGACCUUCUUUUAGAACAGAUUUGAAUUUGAAUCAGAAUCCGAAUCAGAAUCAGAAUCAUAUGAUUGAGUCAACUUUGACCGAUAAAGUCAAUGAGAAUCAGGGCACUGGCAUUGAAAGUGAGAUGCAUGAAGACACGGAAGAAAUUAAUGCAUUGCUUUACUCGGACAGUGAUGACUAUUCUAGUGAGGAUGAUGAUGAAGUUACUAGCACAGGGCAUUCUCCCAGCACAAUGACCACCCAUGAUAACCCUGAAAUCUUUAGGGAAACUGCAGAAGAAGUUGCGAGCUCCACUGGGAAAACCAGGAAGAGGAAGCUUUUGGAUGGUUAUAAUGAUGACAUAAAACUCAUGGAUACCGCCACUUCUCUGAAUAUGAACAAAUCCUCUACGAUGGGAGAUGAUGCAGAAUCAAGAUGUUCUAGUAACAACAAUGAGGAAUCCUUUUCUGGCAAUAAGAAGAUGAAAAGGGAGAAGAUACGGAACGUUCUGAGUGCUCUGCAUCGCAUAAUUCCUGGCAGGAAGGAUAAGGACCCAGUUAUGCUCCUUGAUGAUGCCAUACGUUGCUUGAAAUCCUUGAAAUACAAGGCUAAAGCACUCGGACUUGAUGCCCCGUAAUUUGGAGAAUUCUUAGUCAGACAUGGCAUUAUUUGUGACCUAAGUAGUACUACUUUAUAGUGUAAGUUCUGGUCUGUUGGUGGUUGUUCAUACUUCAUGGAGUCUGCAGAAUAAACAAGGUAUGGUUGUGUUCAGGAGCUUGUGCAGUUGUACUCGUCAACUACUUGUUACUUGUGAAAUACUGAGUUUGGUUGGCUUCUGAAACCCUUCCUUAUUGAUCGAAUUGGAACUUGGAGAUCAGCUGGUAUGGUCAGUGUAAUUCAUGUGUAGCUGUGUGUAGAAUUCAGUGUAUUAAGAGCAAUAAAGGAUGAACGAAUCUUUCCUUCAAUGUCUUUGGCAAUGCAACACUCACAUUGGAGCAUGGGAUAUGUGAGCUAUUUUGAAUGAGAAGGUUGGUUAUUCCAGAUUAUCCAAAAAAUUAGUAAUGUGGGGCCCAAUCUUGCUUCCACUUUUUGUAUCCAUGUCAUGUUAAAUUCAAUCCUUUGUGGGUUUUGCCUUUUGUGAUCAGAGGAACAAAAUUUCACUUGCUGUGAGAUAGAUCUAGGUAACUUGGUGCUGUUGCCCCGGGUACACUUUCUCGUUCACAAAUUUCCAGUGCAUGGGUACAGUAAUGUAGUUGGCUUAUGGGAAACAGAUAUUUGUGUUUGAUUAGUGCCCUACUAUAUUUAUGGGUUUGUGUUUUGUGUAUCGUGAUUGGUGUAUGGACUACUCAAAGAGGAUGGGAUGAUACUAUCUCUUGGUUUGAUAUUAUUUAAUGUGGUUGGCGUUACUAUUGUCGUGUUGCUCGUGUAUUUACGUCGCAUGCACGCAUUUAUGAUAUGAGAAAGUGAUGUGUUUUUUUUUAAAAAAAAUAUUUUGAUACUUAAAAAAUUACCACUAUUGCUUACUCAUAUUUGGAUGAUUCCUAUGUUGAUGAGAAGUUAUAUCCGGCUCCAUUCCAUGGGGUUUUGCGGGACCACAGCGUUGAAUUAUUAAGGAGAAAUAUACAUUUAUGUGUGCGUGAGAGAGAGUGAGGCACUGGUUGUUGUGAAUAGUCACUAGUCAUGGUAGGUGUCAAACAAAAGAAAGAAUCUUGUACAGUGUUUUAUUCAACUUCAUUGAUCUCAUCUUCUACACCGCAUCUGAAGCCUACUAUUGCCUGGAGCACCAUGUUAUAGGACAUGUUUUUCUUGUAAUAAUGGGCUCUCCUUGACUUAAUUAUUGUGGUUAACAUUUUUUUAGAUUUAAAAUAUUGGUAAUCCAAACAAACAAAUCUAGGGUGUAUUUGGAUUUAUAUUAGAAUAUUUGUGAACAUAUUGAAGUAAACACAAGCUCCUAGAAGUUUAAAUGUGAAUUUAAACAAGCUCGAAAAAAUGAUUUUGGAGUUGAAUUAGAUGGGCGGUUAAUAUUCUCUUAACUAUGUGUAUAUUUGAAGAAAAAGGAGGAUUGUGGUAUCUAUAGAGAAAGCUAAAAUAGUAAGAAUAUUGUGGAAAAAGUUGAAGAGUGGGGCUUGGUGAAUGGGGAGGCAUAUAUUCCUCAGACGGAGGUAUGAAAGAUGCAUGGCUUUCCCUUGGCGGACAGAACAACAAGUUACUUUUGUGAAAGGUAUGGAUGGUCUGAAUUUUUUGAACCAUCGCAUUUCUGAGAAGAAGGCGCGCUUCACAUUAUACGUAACGUCUCCAUUAGCUAAUUUAGUGGCUAAGGAAUCGAAUCAAACACUUCAAAAUUAAUUCUGAUUUU